This is a messenger RNA of Prorocentrum cordatum, 680 nucleotides long. NCBI's taxonomy places the organism in Eukaryota, Dinophyceae, Prorocentrales, Prorocentraceae. The record is from the annotation of a GenBank genome assembly.
AUGCACCUGUCGACGGGAGUCGACCGCGAGAUGGUCAUUGCAUUAGCAGGGACAUGGCCCCCGCGCGGCAGACGUGCGUGGGGGGGAAGGCGAGCCGCAUUGUCUUCGGCGACCACGCCGAGCGGCGCUGGUUUGACGCGGAGGCGGACGAGUCGGUCUUCCGCGCCCAGGUCUCCGAUGACGGCCUCUCCAAGACGCGGGGGCAAUGGGCGGGCGUCGUCGAGCGCGGGCGCCCUGAGAGCUCUGUUCUGUGGAAGACGCAGUCUGGCGGCCCCGGGGCCAACGCGCUGGGCCCGGGCGCCAUCGAGAAGACCAACUGGGCGCCAGUCCUGAAGGGCCGCCUGGAGAACAGGAAGGUGACCCUGCGCUCUGACGGAGCCCGCAGCUACAAGAUUCGCGCGUCGGGCAUCGUGCGCGGCCGCGCGGUGCACUGCGAGGAGAGGAAGAAAAUGGGCGGGAAGCGGGCGCGGUUGAAGCCCAUCUACUCGAAGGUUGCCACCCGCAAGUUGCCUGGCGGCUCCACGAUCAGGGCCAAGGCGGCGACCCAGAUCAUCGACCCCGCAUGGGGAUCCAUCAAGGCCCUCAUCGGCGCGCGCUCAGCUCGAACGCUGGACAGGGGCGAGGACCUGCGGGCGGCGACCGCGAACGCAAUCUGGGAGGUCAUGCACUCGGCGUGCUGA